Molecule: messenger RNA, 1209 nt
Organism: Hylaeus anthracinus
Lineage: Eukaryota; Metazoa; Arthropoda; Insecta; Hymenoptera; Colletidae
Product: meiosis-specific nuclear structural protein 1-like
Exons: 1
Coding region: 1-1209 (402 amino acids)
Source: RefSeq, a predicted model, not a curated record
AUGGACGGAGAACCAAAUGGCGAACGGUUAGAGUCAGGGGCUACCAAAACGAUGGCCGGUCCAAUCGCGAAGCUGAGACGAAGCAGUCGCAAUCGAGAAUCCUACGACGAGAUCGUGGAACUCGAAGCGAAAUUGCGACGGGCGUACAUCGCCAAGGAACUUCGGGCACAGUUCGCGGAAAGGGAGACCGAGCGAUACAUCGAGAACGUACGAAAACAACACGCUGCGAAAGUGACGCGGCUCGAACAGCAGGCGGCCCUGGCGCGCGAUCAUCGUCGAAGAUCCGAAGAGCUUAAAAAUGCCGAAGAUUAUAGGAGACAGCUGACCGAGCAGAUAACGCGGAAAGAAGAAGAGAGGUGUAUCAUGGCGGAGGAAGCGCGAAGGGAAAGGGAAGUCUUAACGGAAGUCGAUCGAAUAAGGGAACAACGCGAAAAGUUUAAGGCGAAAAAGGCGAAGGAGGAACUGAUGGAGAUCAUGAAAAGGGAGCGUUUAAUUUUUCAGGAGAUGAAGGACAUCCAUCGCGAGGAGGAAAUGGAGGCUGAAGCGAAGAAGCUUCUCGAGUGCGAAAAAUAUUGGGAAGAGAUCGAUCGCCGAAGGCAGGAGGCCAAGAGACUUCGCGAAACACGAACGCAAGACAGGGAACGAAUAAUCGCCGAACUUGCGAGCGCGUUGACGAACGCGGAGAUUUUGAAGCGGGAAAAGGAGAGGCUGAUCGCUGAAUUGAUAACCGAGGACGUAAAAUGUGAACUGUUGUUGAAGGAGAAAGAGGAGAUCGUUAAGAGGGAAAAGAUGAGGGAAGAACUGGCAGCUAAUUUGGAGGAACAGAUCGUUUUCACGGAACAAUGUAAAUUGCGAUACCUAGAGCAGGAUAGAGCAUUCGCGGAAGAAAUCAUGAAGAAGAUUAUGGAGGACGAGAGAACUGCCAGACUCACCGCGGAGGCUAAACGAAGAAUGCAGUUACAGUAUAGGGAGGACUUGGUUCGGUUGAUCGAGAAAAGACGCCAGAUUCGCGACGAAGAAAUCAUCAACAUGAAGAUGGAAGCCGAGGAACGAAGAAGACGCGAGAUGAUUUACAUGGAACACGUUAAAGAAGAGAGGAGACUAUUGUUGGAAAGACACGCGUCGAACGUUGGCGAUUUUCUUAAUAAAAGCGUUUUCACCGAAGAAGAGCAAGAGAUCAUUGCAAAAUCGUUGCAGGAGUCGAUGUAA